Sparassis crispa is the source of this 3159-nucleotide messenger RNA. RefSeq lists its product as hypothetical. NCBI's taxonomy places the organism in Eukaryota, Fungi, Basidiomycota, Agaricomycetes, Polyporales, Sparassidaceae. Bases 1 to 3159 code for a protein of 1052 amino acids. Gene Ontology annotation, biological process: SNARE complex assembly. Gene Ontology annotation, molecular function: SNARE binding. Gene Ontology annotation, cellular component: lytic vacuole; endosome. The transcript has 11 exons. The record is from RefSeq and is a predicted model, not a curated record.
AUGCAUGGCUCUCCGGAAAGCGUUUGGAACCAUUCUGACUUACACCUUGACGAGGCCAGUUUAUCAUUGACACCACGUCGAAUUCGACAUGUUUCGUCGAUUCAAGUCCGCAAUUUAACGCCUUUCCCUGUCCGCGAUGCCUUUGCUUCUGCUCUGAAGCAGCCUUCAGAACAGCCGCAAUUCACUUCUCAUGGUCAUUUAACCGACGACCUCGACGUCACGAUAGGUCGCAAACACGGAAGGAGGUUUUCGACUGCAUCUAGCACUACCUUGUCGUCCGUGAGAAUUGAAGCAGAGGUAGGGCAGCAUGAGACAGACCAUACUACCGAGUUCGGCGUCAGAAAGAGGACGACUUCGAGGGCGAGUAUGUCCAGUGGACUGAGCUCUCCUUCUAGCCCCUCGCUUGGAAGACGAUACUCUGUGACUGCAGCAGUGCCGACGGUGCGACCGUUCCACCGUCCACGCACGAUAUCUGUCGCAUCUUCGGCUGCGCGUGCGAGCUUCACCUCUCCAGCCAUUUCAGGUGAGCCAGGGACUUCCAAAUCUGCUAGCUUUUCCGGACUGUUGCGAGAUACUUCGCAAACCGGCUUGGAAAAGGUCUUGCAGUCCCGCCUUGUCGAGACUUUCAUCACCAUCCGUCUUCCGACCGCUCCGGUUGCACAUGCGUUGGAUGGUGCACAUCAAGGACAAGCCGAUCAUCAUGAAAACUUUUCCUCUAGAUCGCCCACACCAAGUUUGAAGUCGUCGUCAAGUCGAGAACGGGUUGCAUGCCCGACUCGCAAACCGGAUUCGGCGGCGCUCCGACGAAAUACCGUCUCCGCUUCGUCAAGCUCGCUAUCUCCGAGUAAACGGAGUGUAACUCUGUCUUCAUCGAACCUGCGGAAUGGCGCAUCCAGCUCUCACUCGAAGGCUUCAUCUGUAUCAUUUCCGAACGGGAGGGCGCUCAAGACACCGUCUUCGCCACCGUCGCAAAGACAGCGUUCUCCCAUCCCACCUCCCCUUACCUCACUUCUACCGAAGACCGAACACUCACGGUUACCGGGCUAUGCUCUAUCCUCACAAGAGCACGCGUGGCCCGCACCGGACUAUCUUUCUCCCAUCCAUAGACCUUCCACCAACCCAUAUUUUCAGCUCGAUGCGCGAUCUGGUUUUGAAUUUGCCUCAAGCGCAGAUGUCAGUGGGACGAGGAUGCAUAUAGAGGUAUGGGGACGUGUCGGGAGUGGGCCUGGAUGGUCAUCUGCUCAAACGGGAACGAACGACGAGUGUUCCGGCAGAGAGCGACGAGGUAAGAACAAAGAGCGGGUGGCCGAAAGUAGUCCGGUCAAGGCACACAGAGGGUCAACACCACUGAAGCCAUCGGAUGUCAAGGGAAAGGGAAGGGAGAAGGAGAGAGAGGGUGAACUGUCAGAGUGGAAAGUGUUGGAGGGGUGGGACUUUGAACUGGAUAACCUAGUUCCCCUACCCGAGGAUUUCGUGGCCCACCCGUCACACCUUCCAUCCAAUACCCUUCUUGUCACUCUUUCACCCCCAGGCCAGACGUUCUACCUUCCUGCGCCUUCACUGAAUAAGGGCAUACCGUCUCCGCUGCCUACGUCUUCUACUGGUUACAAUUCCGAUCCAGAAACUGAUGUUCGGAAUAUUGCGAGUGCCGGAGGUAUCAUAACUUCCGACGAGACAGCGAGGAGGUUGGUAGAGAAGAUGGAGCAAAAUAUACUUGUGAUAGAGGAGCCGAGCGUAUUUAGACGCAGGAGAGAAGUUCCCUCUGCUGGAUGGCAAGAUCUCCUGAAAGUCAUUAACCUUCAGACAUGCAUCAGUGACACACAGGAGUCACUUUCGGGCAUCGUGCGACCAAUCAACAGAUUGGUACUUAAGGGUGGUGCGAUUUAUGCAACCCGCGAAGUUUCCGAGCGCACGGCUUGGGUGGCUCAACUGAACGAGGAGACCCGAGCAGUAGAUACUGAAUCGGACAGAGCGAGGAACCGAAUCGCUGCUCUCAGGGAGGACCUCCGAAGUCGUCGGGAACUGCUUACAUUGGCUCGACAGUCACAUGCCCAGUUCACGAAGGAAGAGGCUGAGCGGGAAUUGGAGCUUGCAGAAGAAAGGGAAUGGCUGUCGUCCCUUCGAAGCAAUCUCAGUCCUAUGCGCAGCAUACUCAUCACGACGCUUGCGAACAUAUUUCCUAUUGAGCUUGUUUCGCCGCCAGAUCUGCUGUUCACUAUCCUUGACGUACCCCUGCCAAUACCACUCGCUGCCACAGAUCCGGCACCACCUCUAUCGCUCCUUUCACACAAAGAGGUGACGGAGGACGCGGUUGCAACUGCACUCGGGUUUGCCGCCCAGGUUGUGCAGUUACUUGCGGCAUACAUGGGCAAGGGCCUUGUGUAUCCUGUGACGUGUGUGGGGAGCAGGAGCCUCAUCAAAGAUGGCAUAUCUGCUAUGGUGGGGCCCAGAAUGUUUCCCCUGUUCUCGAGGAGUGUGGAUACAUACCGGUUCGAGUAUGGCGUUUUUCUGUUGAACAAAGAUAUUGAGAUGCUGAUGGGUGACCGGGAUUUACGAGCGCUUGAUAUGCGGCAUACUCUGCCUAACCUGAAAAAUCUUCUGCUGACGCUUACUGACAACGAGACAUCGCGUCUACCAUCGCGCCUAACAGUCGCAUCGUCGUCAGUCUCGAUUUCGUCCUUACAGUCGCCCAUCCUCACUCCGUCCACGCUGCCGUCCGAGACUGCAUCUCAGACACAGCCCGACGGCCUACCAUCUAUCAACACCACCGUUCCAGUCGCUGAGCACGACUCUCCACCCGCUAGCGGCUCCACCACCCCUACGACGUCUAUCCCGGAUACCGGUACCGCGCGUAAAUCCCGCGCAUUUAUCGACCUUGCACCAUUCACCGGCUUCCUUCGCUCGCGUUACCCAUCUACAACUAGACCGACCGUCAAGUCUGUGCCCGAGGCAUCGGAAGGCGCGCAAGACGCGUCUGGUAGUGCACCUCCCACAUCGAACGGAGAAGCACAGGCAGAGUCCGAGGCGACCGGGGAUGAUGAGGAUGACCGGAGGACCAUCCGACCUGGCCUCGUAGACGACGAGGGGAAGAUGGAGGUGGACGAGACUGUACGUCCUCCCGCGGCAGUGCCAGCUGUACGGACACACGGAGUCAAUUGA